CGGAGCCGACGGGCGCGCGCGCGGGGGAGGGGCGGCAUCAGCACGGCGCUCGGGGAUCAGCUGGCGGGCGGGCGCCUAAGCGGCCCCGGCUCUGCGGCAGCGCCGCCUCCUCCGCGUCGCAGGCCGGCGGCCGUGGCCAUGUCGCGGGGCUGGUAGCUGGGCUCGGCGCUGAGCCGCCUCUAGUUUAAACUUAAACGAUCGCUCUCCGAGGAGGAAGGGACCCGUCGCGCGAUUGACAGUGUAUUCCUGCAGGCGCCGUCCCUCAGCCCCCACCCCACGGCCGGAUUCCCGUGGCUCUGCUCCGGGCUGAAACCCGAGAAGAAAUCCUUCGAUUUCUUUUCUUUACAACAAAUACUAACCGAGAAACCAUCGGCAUUUUGCCUUGGCGUUUCCUAUCGGAAAGAUGAAGAAGUUUUUCGACUCCAGGCGGGAGCAGGGCAGCUCUGGCCUGGGCUCAGGCUCCAGCGGAGGAGGGGGCAGCAGCUCAGGCCUGGGCAGUGGCUACAUCGGAAGGGUCUUUGGCAUCGGGCGGCAGCAGGUCACUGUGGACGAAGUGCUGGCGGAAGGUGGAUUUGCUCUUGUCUUUCUGGUGAGAACAAGCAAUGGGGUGAAAUGUGCCUUGAAACGUAUGUUUGUCAACAAUGAACAUGACCUCCAGGUGUGCAAGAGGGAAAUUCAGAUCAUGAGGGACCUCUCAGGGCACAAGAACAUUGUGGGCUACAUUGAUUCUAGUAUCAACAAUGUAAGCAGUGGCGACGUAUGGGAAGUUCUCAUUCUCAUGGACUUCUGCAGAGGAGGACAGGUGGUAAACCUGAUGAACCAGCGUCUACAAACAGGCUUUACAGAGAAUGAAGUCCUGCAGAUAUUCUGUGACACCUGUGAGGCUGUUGCCCGCCUACAUCAGUGCAAAACUCCUAUUAUCCACCGGGACCUGAAGGUUGAAAAUAUCCUCUUGCAUGACCGAGGCCACUAUGUCUUGUGUGACUUUGGAAGUGCCACCAACAAAUUCCAGAACCCACAGGCCGAGGGAGUCAAUGCUGUAGAAGAUGAAAUUAAGAAAUAUACAACGCUCUCCUACCGAGCCCCAGAAAUGGUCAACUUGUACAGUGGCAAAAUCAUCACUACGAAGGCAGACAUUUGGGCUCUUGGUUGUUUGUUGUAUAAAUUAUGCUACUUCACUUUGCCAUUUGGGGAGAGCCAGGUGGCAAUUUGUGAUGGAAGCUUCACAAUUCCCGAUAACUCUCGAUAUUCUCAAGACAUGCACUGCCUUAUUAGGUAUAUGUUGGAACCAGACCCUGACAAAAGGCCGGAUAUUUACCAGGUUUCCUACUUCUCAUUUAAACUGCUCAAGAAAGAAUGCCCAAUUCCAAAUGUACAGAACUCUCCCAUUCCUGUAAAACUUCCUGAACCAGUGAAAGCCAGUGAGGCAGCUGUAAAAAAGACCCAGCCAAAGGCCAGACUGACAGAUCCCAUUCCCACCACAGAGACUUCAAUUGCACCCCGCCAGAGGCCUAAGGCUGGGCAGACUCAGCCAAACCCAGGAAUCCUUCCCAUUCAGCCAGCCCUGACUCCUCGUAAAAGGGCCACUGUUCAGCCCCUACCUCAGGCUGCAGGACCCAGCAGUCAACCUGGCCUUCUUGCCAGUGUUCCCCAACCUAAAGCCCAACCCACACCUAGUCAACCUCUUCAACAAUCUCAGCCCAAGCAGUCACAGGCUCCAUCUACCCCACAGCAGACAUCUUCUACCCAGACCCAAGGUCUGCCUACCCAGGCCCAGGCCACUCCCCAGCACCAGCAGCAGCUCCUCCUCAAGCAGCAGCAACAGCAGCAGCAGCAGCCACAGCAGCAGGCAGCACCACAGCAGCCAACAGGCACCUUUUACCAGCAGCAGCAGCAACAGCAGCAGCAGCAGCAGCAGCAGCAGGCUCAGACGCAACAGUUUCAGGCAGGACAUCCAGCAGCCCAGCAACCAGUCACUGCUCAGUUCCCUGUGGUCUCCCAGGGAGGCUCUCAGCAACAGCUGAUACAGAACUUCUACCAGCAGCAGCAACAGCAGCAACUGAUGACACAGCAGGCUGCUCUGCAGCAGAAGACUGCUGUGGUAGUACCACAGCCUCAGGCACAGCCAACCACAGCCCCACAGCCAGCUGCUGCUCAGGAGCCUUCGAUUCAAGCUCCACCAAGACAACAGCCAAAGGUUCAGACAACUCCACCUCCAACUAUCCAGGGUCAGAAAGUUGGAUCUCUCACUCCUCCAUCAUCCCCUAAAACCCAGCGUGCUGGGCACAGGCGGAUCCUCAGUGAUGUAACCCACAGUGCAGUCUUUGGGGUUCCUGCCAGCAAAUCAACCCAGCUGCUCCAGGCAGCUGCAGCUGAGGCCAGUCUCAAUAAAUCUAAGUCUGCAACUACCACUCCCUCGGGGUCUCCACGGACCUCGCAACAGAAUGUGUCCAAUGCUUCUGAAGGUUCAACAUGGAAUCCUUUUGAUGAUGACAACUUCUCCAAACUCACAGCUGAAGAACUGCUUAACAAGGACUUUGCCAAGCUUGGGGAAGGAAAGCUUCCUGAGAAGCUUGGUGGCUCAGCAGAGAGUUUGAUCCCAGGUUUCCAGUCAACACAAGGAGAUGCCUUUGCCACUUCCUCAUUUUCUGCUGGAACUGGUCUCCAGAGAGAACCCAGUCCUUGUCCUGUAAUUACUGUAGAGCACUUUAAAGAACCUGUGGGUGCCAAAGGCCUCGCCCUCUAUCCAGAUCCCUGCAGAAUUUCUGGAACAAAGACUCAGAACACCCUAGAGUCUGACUCCUUGGCCCGAGAGGGCCCUUCCAGCAAUAGCUCCUUCCACAGCAGCGAGGAGGAGGGCACUGACCUGGAGGGGGACAUGUUGGACUGCAGCGGGUCUCGGCCUCUCCUUCUGGAGUCUGAAGAGGAGGAUGAGAGCUGCAGACCUCCUCAGGGGAAGCUGGGAGAAGCCACCCUGUUCACUGAGCCUGGAGUGUCUGCUGAGCCAGAAAAGGGGGGACGAGGCGGGAAAAAGAGCCAGUUCUUGCCAGUCAACCAGCAGGCCUCAGAUGGUCUCGGAGAGCCUGAUGUCUUUGCCAUAGCCCCCUUCAGGAGCUCUCUGGUUCCAGCAGAUGACGUGGACAUUUUCUCCAAAGCCCCUUUUGUCUCCAAGGGCAGUAUAGCUCCUUCCCAGACAGAGGAGGUGGACGUGUUCUCCAGAGCUCCUUUUACCAAGAAGAGGAGCGUGGAGGAGUUACUGGCUGUGCAGGGCUCCUCACAGGAUUUGCCGGUGCAGGCCAGCCUUAGUCAGCCCAGUGAAGGGCUCCUGCUUCCAGGCCGUGAUAGAGCCAUGUACCCCCCUGCCCAGGUGCAGUAUCCUGUGACUGGCUUUGCACAGCAGGCCGGUCUCCCCUCCCACUCUGUCCAGGUGGCAGAUCAUUUUGACAGCAGCUCUCCCCGGGGAUCUCCCCUGGAAUCUGGGGGUCAUCCUACUGACAGAAACAGAGGACUGCAGUUCCAGAAAGAAGCCUUCUCCGGGCCUAUGGCUUGCAAGCCAUUCCGCCCCCAGGCUUUAUCCAAAUAUUCCCGACAUUAUAGCCCAGAAGAUGAGCCAAGUCCAGAAGCUCAGCCCAUCGCUGCCUACAAGAUUGUUUCACAGAGCAAUAAGCAGUUGCUAGCUGGCUCUGUGUCUGUCACAUCUCUGUCCUCCAGGACUACAGAGCUGCCUGCUGCCGACCCUUUCUCUUUAGCGCCCUUUCCGUCAAAAGCAGGCAAACAGAAACCGUAGGCACGAGACCAGCCUGUGGCCUUCCUCCACCUACCCUACCAACACCUAUCACACCACUCCUGGCUGGCCUUUCAGGGAGUAGCCGCUGUGACCUUGCAGUCCCAGCCUCAGAGCAGAAGCUCUUUAGGUUACACUUCCUGCUUUUGUUUAUGCUCAUUUCUGGACUUGUCGGCAUUGCUGUUCCUUCAUAUAGGCAUUCCACCUGCACUCUGAACUCUGGUUCUUCUCUGCCCAGACACCUUUUUAAUCCAGGAAUAUUUUACCCCCUGGUAACAGGGGCUGUAUUACACCACAGCUUUGAAGGCCAGCAGCUCCUAUGGGGAGGUGCUUGGAUCAAAGAGUCAAGAUGAAUCCCAGCACUCAACGAUACUCUUGGAAGUAUUUCUAGGAAGAAAAAAAAACAGCAGUAUAAACCCACUGCACAUCUGAAAAAGUCAGUCCUUGAGCUCCUCAUUAUUCACUCCUGUGGAGCCGCAGCUCUCAGGAUUCUGGGAUCUGUCACUGAGUCUAUACGAGCCAAGCUGGCCUGUGUGCACAGAUGUCUGGUCUUGAUAUGGCUCAGAUUCUGUCACGCAGAAGAGCACACAGGUGGGGAAAGCUCACUCUGCCUUACCACAGUUCACUUUUUAGAGUGAAACCGCCAUGCCUACCUCCAUUAUCCAAUCAUUUCCUUGUAUUUGCCUGACUUGAACCUUGGCUUUAUUUGCAUUUUUUUUCUCGUGGUAAAAUUGAAGUUGUUGGACCAUAUGGGGCAAUUCUGUUGAAAAUGAGGUUUCAGAAUGAAUUUUUAAAAUUCCAUUUACCUGGUUUUGAAAAAUAUCCAAAACUGGACAUGGUAUCUCAUGCUUGUAAUCCUAGUUCUUAGGAAACUGAGACAGGAGAAUUACCACAAGUUAGAGGCUAACCUGGUCUUAAUAUUGAAUUCCAGGCCACCAUAUCUCAACACCCUCUCCUCCCACCCAAAAAAGUCACUGGUCCUUCUGUUUUUCCCUGGCAUCAGAGGAAGAGCAUCUUUAGUAUUGCAGUCACUGGGAAUCCUUCCUGGGUACCUUUGUUAUGAAAUUCAUUAAUCAGGACCCUAAGCCACAAACUGCGUUACCUGUUUCCUCCCGCAAACUCUGCCAUACACCUCUGUUGCCUCUAGAAGUUGAAAAUGAGAAAGUGCUGGUCCGCUGUCCUUGCAGAUGUUUAAAUUAGCUGUUCCGUUCAGAUGUUAAAGUAGAACAGACAGGUGACUGGCUGUGUUUUCAGAAGUGCGUUUUUAUUUCUGGAAAGCUCUGACUCAUCCCUGUGUUUUCAUACCAUUCAUUUUUAGUGCCUUAAAAGAAAGCCCAUGACUCUGCAGGGAGGUUUCUGCUGAGGAAGCCGAGUUUCAUGGAGACAGCCUGCACCAUACUCAGAGUGUGUGCUUACAACUUCUAGCAUAGUUCCUCCUCUUGCUCGGGGAACUCUGGAGAGUUCAUCAAGCUAGAUUAGUGAUAGAAAAAUUGUUAGGAGCUGGGCAUGGGAGCAUACUCCUGUAAGCAGGAAAGGGGUUCAAGGCCAGCCUAGACUACCUGAGACACUGUCCCCAAAAAUAAAAGAAUUACUGAAAAUUUACCCAGUAAUGAGUCCUAAAUGCCAGGCUGCACUUGUAAUCAUUUAGUUGUGAUGUCCUUUAAAUUUGAAAGUCAGGGUCUGGUUGUACAACUUGGUGGAAGAAUACAUGCUUUGUAUGCACCAUACCCUGGAUUCUGUCCUCAGUACACCCAGAAAUAAUAGAAUAAAGCCCAGGACUCUUGGCAGUUAACAUAAGAAUGGUUACUUUUUGCCUGGUGUGGUGGCAGGCACCUUAACCCCAGACCUUGUGAGGCAGAGACAGGUGGAUCUCUGUGAAUUUGAGGUCAGCCUUGUCUACAUAGCAAGAUUCAGGCCAGCCAGUGAGCGAAAGCUUGUCUUAAGAGGGUGAAAGGGAACUUUUGUUAGUACUUCUCUUUUUGGUAUUCUCCACCUGUUUAAAUGACAGGCAGUGUGUCAGGGUCCCCGCCCCCACCAGAAACCUGCCUUACACUUCAGUAAAACCUAACUAUUCUCUCUAGCUAUUUGCUUUCUCAGUUAAUAUUUUUGAAUGUUUUGAAUACUAGUGGAUACAAACUGGUCUUUCUGUUAAAUGAGUAGUUUGGGAAUAUAUUUUGCAACCAAUCUUCCCAUACUUGUUUUCAGGAGAAGUCCUCAAAGGUGUCCUCACUUGAUGUCACAAGCUCUUUCCAGGUUGCAGCAUAGACCUGUAGACCCAGCUGCUUAGAAGGCUGAGACAGGACAGCCUGAGCCUAGCAGCUCAAGGCCAGCUUUGGCAACAUACAAGGACCCAUCUCAUGAAUAGAAAUUUUAGAAUGCAAGGUCAGCAUCAGCUUUGUAACCGUGCUGCAGACUGUUCUAACUUUGAUUACUGGAUCACUCCAUCUAAUCGUACAGUCAUUUUAAUUCACAAGGUCCAAAUUAGAAUAAAAUCAUGCACUCCUUAUUUUAUAUAGUUGAAUCGUUUGUGAAGUGUGGGCUUGAGGCCUUUUUCAUCUACUGAGUAGGAAGUCUACCUGUCGUCUUUUCCUCGGGAGUGAGUGUGACCACAUGCAGCUUGUCUUCUCCUCUGGCACUUUGCGAAGGACAUCUGACAAAGAGACUAGCCAACUCGUGAGUUCUGAAGGAAGAGUCUGGAUUACAGGAUCAGUGUGCAAUUGAAUGAUCAGGUGUCCUGGUGGGAUGCCAUCCUGAGUGGAAAUCUGGAAAGUUUGUUUCACGGGGAAUUAGGAGUGCGUAAGUCUAUGAAUCAGUUGUAAAUUGCCAGUGACCAUACUCUAACAGUUUAAUAAUAAGGAAGAGGAACAGUGUCAAUGAAGUACUGUACUUUGUUUUAAUUUCCGCUGUGUGUUAGUCGCUUUGUAUAUUUCAUAGGAAACACAGAAAGUUGUGAACUUUUGACUCAGUAGAAAGAGAUGAGUCAGAAUAUCUUUAGCUAAAGCCUUAAGCCGCAUCACGCACUAAGGAACUCCUGAAUGAUGUGGUAGACCGAGGACAUAGCUCAGAGGUGGAGCCUGGCACAGUGAGCCUCUGGGUUCCUCCCUGUCAGCUGACUAAUGAACACUGUUAACUGAGCUAACUUAUGUAUCAUGGAAAAUGGCUCACUAAUUUCUUAGGCUUAUAAUACAGCUCUUUAGCACCAAAUCCAUGGUUUAGCGCCAAAAAAAAUAAAUAAAUAAAAAGAUAAGAAGUGAACAUCUGUGGCAGGCACACCUACGAUCUCAAUACUUGGGAGACCGAGGCAAAACAAUUGUGAGUUCAAAUCAAGACCAGCCUGAGCAGCUUAGCAGGACCUUAAUAUUGAAAUUUAAAGAGGGCUGGUUUUGUAUUUAAGUGGUAGAAUGCUUACCUAGCAUGUGCAACCACUGGAUUUACUCCAGUACCAGGAGACAAGAGAGAGCACACAAAUUGUUCAUCAUGUGAUGGUGAACAAUCUAGCCAUGGAAGUGAGGAAAGUUGGUUCUGAAAGCAAAUUUUAUUUCAUACAGGUUGUUUUGUCUUGGCUCACUGGUAGGGUUGAAGGCCUACCUAUGUACUGGUGCAGGCCCCAGUGUGUGUGUGUGUGUGUGUGUGUGUGUGUGUGUGUGCGCACACACGUGUGCUAACUGAACCGUCUUCUACUCACUAACCCAUGUUGUAUCUCAAUUUCAUCUGGUAACUGAGAUCUUCUAAACAUUCAACAGAAUGCUGUCUUUCUGGCCUGUUGUAUAUUUAUUAAGUGUUGGACCAUGUGCUUGUCAGUGUUUUCAGCCACUCUUCACUGGUGCAUAAAGUAUUAGAGUGAUCUGAUGAUAAGAAAUUCUGUAUUUUUAUUCUGUAAAUGAAAAUAAUCAAAACAUGAUCAGAUUGUGAGAUAUGUAUGCAUUACUUCAAAUAGGAAACGUAAGAGGAGGAAAUGCAGUGCUGUCUCCCACAGGCAUGGGGCAGCUUCCAGUGGAGUCCAUUUGGGUCCCUCAACCGUAAAGAGAUGUUGCUCCCUGCUGUGUCUUUUGCAUUCAACCUUUAGAGCACAUAGCAGUCAACUCCCAGACAGCUGCUGGUUACAGCAUUUUUUUUUUUUUAAAUGAGAAUCAAACGUUUUGAUGACAGGUAGUAUGCAGGAGUCCAGCGGAAGAAGGUGGGAACAUCUCGACACUUUCCAUGGCCACCCUGUUUCCAAGCCUUCCAGUGCUUCACUAAAAGAUUAAACACUGGGGGUUGUAAGUGAAAUCAUGUCAUUUGAGUGAUAACCUUUAUCAAUCAAUAUUUGUUCUGCUCUAACCACCAGAACACUUGAAAACCUAAUAAAAUAUCACUAAAGAAAAAGUUUCAAAAUGCUUAAGAAUAAAAAGUAGUGUCUAGUUGUAAAUUGUUUCUGUUCUGUUCCCAGAGGUCUUUGUGCUCCCCACUCCCCAUUUCUACUCUCCCUUAAUUUCCUCCCUCAGCUUUCUCCUAUUUGACCCGACUAAUGAGUGGGUCGUCACCUGUCACACUAGCUUGCGGUGGCUACUCUAAAAUCUCAUUUUAGGAUUUGGGCCAGCCUUGACAAUCUAACAGUGAAAUGGUUCACCUUCCCCUAGAAUCAAGGACAGAGGAAGGUUGGCAGGACCCAGUUUUCCUCUUUGGAGAUGUAGCCCAGAGGGCGCUCUGCCCCCUGAUCCUAUAUAGCUCUAGAAUGAGUACAUAUGUGAGCGGACUCUAGAAGAGCAAAAAUAGCUAAGUGCUGGUCAUGGGGGCACAUGCCUGUAAUGAGGCAGGAGGUUCACUGUGAGUUCAAGGCCUGCUUGGGCUACAUAGCAAGACCUUGUCUCAAAACAUACACAAAGGCUAAAUAUUAACUACAUGUGGCUUGUUACCUACAAAGUUUCUGUAACUUGUUAUUCCAUUAGUUUUGUCAGCUAUAGUUCAGCAACCUCAACCUCUGGCUUAGGCAAGUGUUACACAGCCCUGAGUUGAUGGUAAACAUUACUUGUGCUGCCUUGUGGUAGAACCAUGUAUAUAUACACAAAGGGGAUCAGAUUCCCUUUGGCAAGGAAUUUCAGAAUGGUUUUUUCAGCAUCAGUCAAAAAUAGGUCAUGGUUGGCUGAUACCACAUGCUUAAACUGCAAGGACCCAUGUCCAGUCUCCAGCACUUUGACUCUGAGGUAAUGGGAGACAGUAGAAUAUUUUCCUUUGGAAAUGGUGUGCCUGCUGUGUUCUGCAAAUCUACCAAAGAUUCCUGUGUGAAGGGUUUCUCAGUGUCUGUGUGUGCAGACCUGCAUCCUCCUGCUUCCUUCGCGGGGUUAGCUCUAGCCCUUCAGUUCAUUAUCUGAAGAGGGCUGGGGAGGGACCACAGGCAGCUGGCACCACAACUCAGUUCUCUCCGCCAAACCUCCAAAUUUAGCAUUGGAGUUGUUUGCAUCUGUGGUGAGGGAGUUGACCAGCCAUUGCUUGAGUAUUCUUCCCAAGGAAGCGCCUUCUUGUGGGUGGCACUGGGAGGACAGUGGUGACCUGCACCACAGGGCCUGAAGAUGUUAUUUUGAAUGGAACAUUUGAUGUCAUUUUUAGGGAACAGAAACCAAAUAACAGAGGCCAAGGACCAUGCCUAUUUCAAGGAGGGAAGGUGAGCACCCUCUGCUGGCAGUAUUUGGAGUUGCUUGAGUGAGGAUCUGUAAGCAGCCUGGAAGGAGUGCUGAGGUCAGCAGGUCUCAGGCAUCCUCACCUUGCAAACAAUCUUGGGGAAACCAGAAGGUCAUUCCCAGCAGUUUUUGUAAUGCCUGUCAUUGCAGGCUGUUGGAUUUAUGUUGUUCUCUCUGGGUGUAAUCUGUCAUGUAUCUGAUAGUCUUUAUGGAUAAUUGUUUGGGUUGUAAACUCCUAUACUCUUUAUUAAAAUGAGCUUAAUUAAGUGAC
Messenger RNA from Microtus oregoni (creeping vole), 9712 nucleotides. RefSeq names its product AP2 associated kinase 1 (gene Aak1). The record is from RefSeq and is a predicted model, not a curated record. Bases 404 to 3787 code for a protein of 1127 amino acids. Gene Ontology annotation, molecular function: ATP binding; protein kinase activity. The transcript has 17 exons. Lineage: Eukaryota; Metazoa; Chordata; Mammalia; Rodentia; Cricetidae. Gene Ontology annotation, biological process: protein phosphorylation.